GUUGGGCACCCCCGAUUCCUCCCAUCUUCCUCUUCCUCGCACAGCCCAAAACCCAACUUCCGAUCUCCCAGCUCCCCACCCAGAUCUCGAAACCCUCGCCGUCGCCGCGGCCAUGGCGAAGCAGUUCCCCGUGCCGCCGGUGGUCUUCAACAACUCCUCCUCCCCCACGCACCGCCGCCACCCCAUCCCCGGGACGGGCGCCUCCCCGCCGCCCGCCUUCGCGCCGCCCCGCCCCUCCACCUCCUCCGCCGCCAACCCGCUCCCCUUCAUGUCCUUCGACAUCGGCCCCGCCCCCUCCAACUCGGCGCCGCCCCUCUUCGCCGGCGGCCCCAUCGGCGGCGCCGGCGCCUCCUUCGAGGACGAGCCGCCGCUCCUCGAGGAGCUCGGCAUCAACACGCGCCAGAUCUGGCGGAAGACGCUCUCCAUCCUCCACCCGCUCCGCUCCGCCGACACCUCCCUCCACGCCGACGCCGACCUCUCCGGCCCCUUCCUCUUCCUGCUCUCCUUCGGCCUCUUCCAGCUCCUCGCCGGCAAGUUCCACUUCGGGAUCGUCCUCGGCUGGGUCACCGUCGCCUCCCUCUUCCUCUACUUCGUCUUCUCCAUGCUCUCCGGCGGCCGCCGCGGCGACCUCGACCUCUACAGGUGCGUCAGCCUCGUCGGCUACUGCAUGCUCCCCAUGGUCAUCUUCUCCGCGGUCUCGCUCUUCCUGCCGCGGGGCGGAGGGCUCAUCUUCGGCGUCGGCAUGGCCUUCGUGCUCUGGUCGACCAGGGUCUGCACCAGGCUGCUAGCGGAGCUCGCGUCCAGCGGCGACGAGCACAGGGGGCUCAUUGCCUACGCCUGCUGGCUCGUCUACAUGCUCUUCUCGCUGCUCGUCAUCUUUUGAUGCUGUCUAUAUGUUAUCAAAGG
This is a messenger RNA of Lolium rigidum, 906 nucleotides long. RefSeq names its product protein YIPF5 homolog. The transcript has a single exon. Gene Ontology annotation, biological process: endoplasmic reticulum to Golgi vesicle-mediated transport; vesicle fusion with Golgi apparatus. The record is from RefSeq and is a predicted model, not a curated record. Bases 113 to 883 code for a protein of 256 amino acids. Gene Ontology annotation, cellular component: membrane; trans-Golgi network. NCBI's taxonomy places the organism in Eukaryota, Viridiplantae, Streptophyta, Magnoliopsida, Poales, Poaceae.